AUGGUUUCAAGCAAAUCCUUGUUAAAGGAUCAAGUGCUCCCAUCGACACAACAAGACUUGGAAGAGGAUAAACAUGGAGAGAAUCACUUAGAGGGCAAAGGAUCCUACCUGAAAACUGCAGUUUUCGGAGGACUAGAUGGGGUCCUCACAAUGUUUGCCGUUGUUUCUGGAGCAGUUGGAGCUGCAGUUACACCGCAAAAGAUCCUUUCCCUAUCGCUUGGAAGCCUUCUUGCUUCAGCGUUUUCGAUGGCAUACGGUGAAUACAUAAGUACGAAAGCGGAAUUGGAUUUUGUGAACUCAGAAAAGGCUCGAGAGGAAUUUGAGAUUUUGAAUUGCCCUGAGGUUGAGCAGAAGGAGAUGUUUGACAUAUAUACAAAACGGUACAACUUCUCAAAAUCAGAAGCAAAUACACUGGUCGAAGUUUCUUUUAAGAAAAAGGAUUUCUUCCUCAAACAUAUGAUGGUCGAAGAGUUAGGAAUUAUGCUUGAGUCAACAGAGUCAACGCCCUUGAAAAAAAGCCUCAUGAUGGCAUUAAGUUUCAUAGUAAUGGGAUUAUUCCCCCUAGUUGGCUACCUAUUCCUUGUACUCUUUGGAAAGGAAGAAACCGACGGCGAAUUCUUCACAUUUUUAUUCACCGUAAUCUUCAGUGUUCUGGGCUCAGCAUUACUGGGAUACUUCAAAGGGAAAAUACUUGAAACAGAACGAGUUCCGCUCAGCGUUUUACAUGACGCUCAACGGGUUCGUAGUAGGGCUAAUUUCAUAUCUGAUUGGGUUGUUAACAUCAGCUAUGUAAAGUUGAGAGUUUCCAGAAGUUGGAUUAGAACUGAGGAAAUGCUUUAA
This is a messenger RNA of Theileria annulata, 840 nucleotides long. RefSeq lists its product as uncharacterized. The record is from RefSeq and is a predicted model, not a curated record. Bases 1 to 840 code for a protein of 279 amino acids. NCBI's taxonomy places the organism in Eukaryota, Apicomplexa, Aconoidasida, Piroplasmida, Theileriidae. The transcript is spliced from 7 exons. Gene Ontology annotation, molecular function: iron ion transmembrane transporter activity; manganese ion transmembrane transporter activity. Gene Ontology annotation, cellular component: membrane. Gene Ontology annotation, biological process: intracellular manganese ion homeostasis.